AUGCCGUUGGCAAAGCGUCGUCAGGGGACAUCCUUGCCUGCGCUGGUGCCCACAAGUCAAGCUGGUAAUGCGGCUCGCGUUCGGAGCCGAGAGACCGCUGAGAAUGCAUCUGUAGAUACAGACAACAAGGUGGAACGUCAUCGCUAUGCAAAGUUGCUUUUGAAGUACGUGCAGCGCUACCAGCAAUUCAAUUCGGUAGACCUUUUUGUAGAGACGAUGAUGCGAGAUCUCGCCGUGCAGGAUGGCAUCACGUUGCAGACCCGUGCUGCGGCGGCGACGUGGGCAAUGAAGCUUCUCUGUAACUCAUCUCACAGGCAAGUAAUGGAAAUCCUUGUGGGAGCCGUGUUCCCCGCCAUAUACUGCAACUACGACGAGCGGAGACUGGACUACGCGCCAUCAGCGCUGCAAGCUGUUGUGAUGGACCGCGCUUUAAUCCAUGAUAACCCAUACUUCUCGCAUACAACCUACAUGCAGGAGCUCAGUGUGAGCCACACCAAAGUGGAAGACCUCAGGGAGCGUCUGCAACGGUCUCUGACGACCAAUAUAGAAUUGAAACGACUUUCCGUUGUUAUUCUCGAGUACGUUCGAGUGGAAACGAAGCGGAAGGCUUUUAGGGCGUGGCAUGCGCUCGCGCGGAAGCGACGUGUAGAUGCGAUGCUUCGCCGCAAUGUUAUACGGCGACAUAAUAAAACUGUGCGCUCUUCUUGUAUGCAGGCUGCGUUCUUUCGGUGGAGAGCUGCUGUGGAGACAUCUCGUACAGAAUACCUUACUGAGCGUCUGCACCAGGCAGCUUUUCAGCUGGAAAGCGCAAAGAAUCAGUUCCAGAUGCAGUGCUUCCGCGCAGACAAGCUGCAGUUGAACUGCGGGCAGGUGCAAGCGGAGCUUCGGACCGUGAUCGAAGAACGUGAAGCGCUUCGGCGACGAGUGGAAGAGCUCAGCGAGACACUUGUGCUCAGAGAGAAGGAGCACCAAGAGCGUAUGGCCGCACGUAUGCGGGAGGUGCUUACGCUCGUGCAAGGGCAGCGGCGGAUGUUGAAGAAGGCGAUGGGCACCCGCUUUCCCGCGGAAGAUGUCACUGCGGGUUGGGUCGACCAAGCUAUCGAAGAGUACACGCUAGAUAUGGCCGAUUCCGUGUCCGAUGGAGGUGGUGAGAAUUCCCAACAGGGACAUGUAUUCCUCCUCAAAUGGUGCAACCAUAUCUUGGCGCAGCAGCGGACAAAAAAGCCUUUGCAUGUGUCAAACUUCGCAGAGGACUUUGCUAAUGGUGAGGCGUACUGCCAUAUAAUGCGCCACGUCUUUGCAGAUACGCAGGGAAAGAUUCCACCAUUGCCGCGCUCCUUUGUAGAGCGAAUGAAUUGGAUGUGUAGAGUGGUCUCGAACACGCAACUUGCCCUGGUCCUGAAGCCGGACGACUUCACCCAGCACCGCGAGGACAAGAUGACAGUGUCACUCGCCGAGAUAUUCGCUAAUCACGUCGAUAAUAAGCGGACAACAUCUGCGAACAAAGCAUAUGACUUUUUUCAUGGCAUGUUGCCGUUUCAGGAGAAAGACUCCACUGCUACUACUAUAGCUGCCGCCGCUGGUGAAGACUGCCACCACGAUGAUGACGAUGACGUCAGUAGCAUUCCACAGAAUGAAGAAAUUCUCAAGCGGAAAGUGCGCGCGUGGUGUACGGAGCUUCAGCAAUGGGAAGAACAACUACAACAUGGUGUUGAGCAUGAGAAGAAACUGCAAAACUCUAGUGCCGCCAUCGCCCGAGAGGCCGCUUAUCUUGUGCGAGAGCGCAGUAAUGGCCAGCCUGUCUACGUAGUGACGUCUAAAGCAGGCCAGUCGUUCGUUCACCUGAGUCUAAAAAGCAUGGAGGACCUCCGAGUGAAGUUCAAGUCACCAAGUGCGCAGGCAUGGAAGACAAUUGUUCGUGGGGCCCUAAAGAGCAUCUUGUGGAAACACGUUCGACUCAUCACGACUCUCUUCCACCAUUUCGGCUGCGCCGACGCCCAUCGUAUGUACGAGGUGCAGUUCUGGCGCUUUGUUGAAGAGAGCCGAGUGAUGAUCGAUCCUCUGACGCCGUUGGCGGUGGCACAUAUCUUUGACACGGUUGUAUCACCCCAACUGGCAGCAACGCUGCGCGCCAACAUGAAGGAUGAAAAGAGCACAUCACUGGAGGAAGUAGCUCAGGAAGAGGUCGAUAUUCGCCUUGUGAAGCCGGCGCAAUUCACGGAGAUGCUGGUGCGCAUGGCAACGACCCGACAUGCUGUAAGUCUGUUUGAGUCUACAGAUCGGUUUCUGAGCGGCCUGCAAAUGCCUGUUAUGAAAGGCGUUGCACCCAUCACGCUGUUGUUCUACGAGCCAGAGCCGCAGCGCGUCGUGGAGUAUUUUCAGCACGACCUGGCACGUGUGUUCUUCUUUUACAUGAAGCUUCAGUUGAGCGGCAGUAUGCGGGCCCGGUCGCGUUCUUUCCAGGGAUGUGGUCGCUUCACGGCACGCCUUACGCAUGUGACGUAUUUGAAACUUUUUGCCGACUGCGGCUUCCUCCGACCGGGCGACGACAACGAUAAUGACAACAACGACGAUAGCGACGACGAGUAUGACGAUGGUGGUGGGUACCGACGAAGAGUGCGCUUUAUCUCCUCACAAGAGGUUCUGAAUAUGCUUCAGUUGCUUCAGGGGCGCAUUUCUACCAUCCCUUCUGGAGAAAUCUGUUUUUCGCUAUUCUUGGAAUCCUUCAGCGUGGCCUGCCCGUACUGGUGGCCGGAUCCAACAGUGCCACUGUCACGAAAGCUCGCGGCUUUUCUUGCCGAUAUGGUGGAGAGGCUGCGUGUGGUGUAUGCGCGCGAUACUUUGGUGUUGGCUGCCCCACCGUUCAUUGCGCUCCAAGGUGAUGAGCAUGUCGAUCUUCCUCAUUAG
Messenger RNA from Trypanosoma grayi, 2907 nucleotides. RefSeq lists its product as hypothetical. The transcript has a single exon. Lineage: Eukaryota; Euglenozoa; Kinetoplastea; Trypanosomatida; Trypanosomatidae. The record is from RefSeq and is a predicted model, not a curated record. The coding region runs from base 1 to 2907 and encodes 968 amino acids. Gene Ontology annotation, molecular function: protein binding.